Messenger RNA from Asterias rubens (European starfish), 3238 nucleotides. Its product is annotated as AP-4 complex subunit beta-1-like. Bases 181 to 2658 code for a protein of 825 amino acids. NCBI's taxonomy places the organism in Eukaryota, Metazoa, Echinodermata, Asteroidea, Forcipulatida, Asteriidae. Gene Ontology annotation, cellular component: clathrin adaptor complex; membrane coat. The transcript is spliced from 18 exons. Gene Ontology annotation, biological process: vesicle-mediated transport; intracellular protein transport. The record is from RefSeq and is a predicted model, not a curated record.
AGAUAACAACAACAUCUUGAACCUGAAGUUUGUUGUCCACUCUUACUCUUAGUCCUCUCGAUCCUUACACAUUACCAGUCUUCACAGAACUGACAUUAACAUGUGUGUAGAAUGUACAAGUUGACUGCCGACUGUUUGAUUGUGUAAUAAUUUUUGACAGAAAAGACAAAGACAACAAAGAUGGCGUACAUUGUAGACAACUGGGACGAAGAGGACAUUCAAGAAAUAAGGAAGCAUCUCAACAAACCCACAUCGCAAACAGAAUGCGGCCAACUCCGGGGUAUUCUCAAGAAGAUACUAAGUCAGGUUACCAGAGGGCUUGACAUGUCGCCCCUGUUUGCUGAUAUUGUAAAGCUGUGUGCCACAGUAGACAUACCAGAGAAGAAGCUGGCCUACUUGUACAUGACGACGUACGCACACAGAAAGCCAGAUCUAGCCCUGCUGGCCGUCAACACGAUGCAGAAAGAUUGCAAGGACGCUAAUCCUAUGAUCCGUGGAUUAGCUCUGAAGACUUUGUGCUCACUGAGACUUCCAGAGCUUAUUGAGUACACCAAGCAGCCUCUUCUGGCUGGACUGAGGGAUAAGAGUGCGUAUGUAAGAAGAGCAGCCGUCCUUGGAUGCCUCAAGAUAAACAACAUUAGUCCGCAGUUCAUAGCUGAUCAUGGCAUUAUUAACAUGCUGUAUGAGAUGUUGAGAGACGGGGAUGUGAUUGUCGUCAUCAACUGUAUGCUGGCUUUGGAGGAAUUACUGGACCACGAGGGCGGAAUUGCUAUUAAUCAGAGGAUCGCUCACUACCUGGUGAAUAGAUUAUCAGAGUUUACUGAAUGGGGACAGUGUUGUGUCUUGCAGUUGUUGUUGAAGUACACUCCGCAAAGUGAAGACGAAAUGUUUGAUAUGAUGAAUGUAGUGGAUGCAUUCUUAAAACACACUAACUCUGGAGUAUGUAUGGCCGCUGUUCGCUUGAUGCUGCAUCUCACAACAGAUCUGCCCGAUAUCAGCAAAGAUGUAUACAAUCGUCUUAAAGGUCCGCUUUUGAAUCUACUGAGUAGUGAUCGUCCUGAGUUGGUAUACACAGCAUUGUGUCACCUGGAAUGGUUCAAUACAAGGCUGCCCGGCAGACUGGCUAAAUACUACAAGAAAUUCUACUGCAGAUACAAUGAUCCAGGUUAUGUCAAGUACAAGAAGAUUGAGCUGUUGUCCUCGCUGUGUUCUGAGGAUUCGCUCAAGGACAUCGUUGAAGAGCUAAGUGUCUAUGCAAUAGAUAUCUCUAUUCGUCUAUCCCAUCUCGCUGUGGCUGCCUUGGGGAAACUCGCCAACACAUCUAUAGCUUACUCAGGACCCUGUGUGGAGGCUCUCCUCACCUUACUCUCACUACAGAUCGACUCUGUCUCGUCUCAAGUCUUGGUUGUCUUCCAGGACAUCCUUCGUUAUGAGCAUCUUAAAGACUUCAUCCCGGCAGUGGUUGAGAGACUUCCGUCAUGUGAGCAGCUCAUCCAGGAGCCGUGUGGUAAAGCUGCUCUGGUUGGGCUCAUUGCUCAGUAUGGCCAGGAUCUUCCUGAUGCUCCAUACAUUCUUGAAAGCAUGAUUGACACAUUGGAGGAGGAGCGUAACACGAUGGUCAAGUUGAGUUUGCUGACAGCUACUAUCAAACUGUUCUUUAUCAGGCCUGCCGAGUGCCAAGACAUGCUAGGCAAGAUUCUGGAGUAUGCUAUAGAAUGUGAGAGUAAUGCUGAUCUCCAGGAAAAGGCAAAGAUGUACUAUAGACUCCUAAGCAAAGACGUCCAAAAGGCAAAGGAUAUCAUAAGCGCACCUCCGUCUCGCCUACCAGUACCGUGUCCCAGUGACACAUCAGCGGAUGUUCACCAUUUCAACUCCAUAGCUUUACUGUUUGGACCAGAUAGAUGGAGAGAAAUCCAAAAAUCUAAUUAUGGAGAGGAAAAUGAAGGCCACAGUCCUCUAUCAUUUGUUGAGCUUAAACCAAACGAUGGUGAGCUAGAACUUGACAUCACAGCCACCGGCCAGCUGCUGGACUUAGACGGGGUCACAUCUGAGUUCAACUCUGAGGUCACACCGGAAGUCAUGUUGGAGAAUGAAGCAGAGGCCAUUCCCGUGGCGUCUACACUGGUCAGUUUAGGUGGUGUUGAGCCAGAGGUCAUGUCUACACUGGUCAGUUUAGGUGGUGUUGAGCCAGAGGUCAUGUCUACACUGGUCAGUUUAGGUGGUGUUGAGCCAGAGGUCAUGUCAGCAGUCCGUUCUGAUGGGGUCGCUACAGAGACAGUCACUCGGGUCACCACUGAGGCCAAAUUCCUCACCAAUGUCAGUUUAGCACCGGAGGAGUUUGAAGGGAAAUGGACCACGUGGAAGAGCUGUGAAUUGCAAGAGCUCAAAAUAAUGAAGUCUCUACAGCCCAAAGACAUCCAGAGACAACUGGAAGAACUAGGAUGUAAAACCAUGGCAACCACACCGGAGGAUUCUGCUCCAUGGAGAGCUUUUCUUUAUGCAAAGGAGGAUCACACAAAGCAACUGUUCUUAAUAGAAGUCGCCCUUGACCUGGUGAAUGACCUUCUGACCUUUGACAUACGAUGUGAUGAAGGUCAAACAUCUACCGAUCAGGCAGCGUUGGUCGUCAAGAAAUUACUUUUGGAUGCAGUAUCCUAAAAGUAUCGUGAAGAAUAGGUUUGAUGAACAGAUGUCUUACUUCAUGAUCAAGUUUAGGUUUUUUUCUAAAGCACAUGACCAACAAUGGUAACUGUCAAAAUCCACAGUAUCGGCCCCUUCUGUGAACCAUCAACAUGUAGAUUGCAUAACAAACAUCAGCUCAAUAGGUCAUCAACAAAGGUCUCACAAAAUGGUAUAAAACUCUAUUUUCAGAGUCACGACUUCUAAACUAAUUGUUUUACUCAUUUCUCAAAAAACAAUAGCAAUUCUGGCAAAUUAGCUAUGUGUAUGUUUCUGAAUAAUUUUAUUUUCAAUUUUACUGUUGUUAUGCUCAUAGAUUGGUAGCGUCAUAGAUUGGUAAACACUCCAAAAAUGUAUGGCCAUAAAAACUUAGUUGGUGAGAAGCUACUGGAAAAAGGAUUCAUGCAUGAAUUGUUGCUCAGUUUUCGGUUGAAAUUAAGGUUGGUGUACAUUUGCGAAUGAUGCGCCAGAGGUGCAGUCAGUAAAGGCAUAAUAAUAAUAAUAAUAAUAAUAAUAAAGACUUGUAAACCGCACAUUUUCACCCUGCUGGGUGUUCAAG